AAAUCUUUCGCCAGGGCGGCCUGAGCCCCACCAGCGGCACCGAUUUCUUCCACGUCCUCCCCCCCUCCACGAUACCUCUCCUUACCCGCCGAACCUCGAAACCACCACUCCUCUCACACACACCCCCCCACGCCGACAAAACCAUCAACCAUGUUGAACGGCGAAGAUCCGCCCGAGCGGCCCGACUACAUUGUCAACAUCAUCAAUGGCCUGGAGCGCUACAACCCCGAGGCCGUCGUUAACCUCGAGGCCUAUCUGCAGGAGCAGUGCGAGCAGAAGUACUGCGACUGCAAUGCGAACAGGACACUGCUGAAGCUGUACCAGCUUAACCCCGACCGCAUGAAGGAUGAGGUCGUCACCAACAUCCUAGUCAAGGCCAUGACCCAGUUCCCCUCGCCGCAGUUCAGCCUUGCCCUGCACCUGAUCAACCCAUCUACCAUCGCCCAGGGCGAGCUCCACGAGGCCGUCACCAAGCUCCGCACCCUCAACAUCCAGCUCGAGGGCUCCGAGUAUGCUCGCUUCUGGAACACCAUUGAUGGCGACGAUCUCUGUGCCGACCUGAUCGCCGACAUCUCUGGUUUCGAGGAUCUCAUCCGCGCCAACAUUGCCAACCUUGUUGCCCAGGCCUUCCGCGAGGUUAGCCUGUCCCAGCUCGAGUCGUGGCUCGGUCUUGACUCCGACGCCGCCGCUAAGUUCGUGACCGAGGUCGCUGGCUGGACUGUCGGCGACAACGGUGUCGUUACCAUCCCCAAGAACACGGAGAACGAGGCCAAGAAGUCGGAAAUUAGGGAGGACGUCAACAUUGAUAUGUUCUCGAGGGUGAUCCGGAGAUCAUGGGAGGAGACCGUGUAAAGGAAGGAAUCAGAUCAGUACAUAACAGACUGCUGCUGGUUUUCCAGGUGCGAGGAAGAGAGAUGAAAGGGGGGCAAGGGUGACACAUUCCCCUUAGCUGCUAAUAGCUCUGUAAAUGGAGUUAAGGCUGGAAGAGAGCAUGGCGGCAAAAUUACCGGCGUUCACUGUGACUUUGGAAUUGGGGGAACCAUAGAGUAUAUCCCUGAAUAUGAGACAUGCCACACAAUUCAAGAUGUCGUACGAAUCUUCCGUCA
Messenger RNA from Colletotrichum destructivum, 1106 nucleotides. RefSeq names its product Putative proteasome component (PCI) domain, eukaryotic translation initiation factor 3 subunit K. Gene Ontology annotation, cellular component: eukaryotic translation initiation factor 3 complex; cytoplasm. Bases 151 to 852 code for a protein of 233 amino acids. The record is from RefSeq and is a predicted model, not a curated record. Gene Ontology annotation, molecular function: translation initiation factor activity; ribosome binding. Gene Ontology annotation, biological process: regulation of translational initiation. NCBI's taxonomy places the organism in Eukaryota, Fungi, Ascomycota, Sordariomycetes, Glomerellales, Glomerellaceae. The transcript has 2 exons.